ACCGGUCAAUGAUCGAGGUGAGGGUGCAAUGUUUGCACGCAGGACGCAGCUAGCAGCUACCGAGACAGUAGAGAGCUCCAAUCCUUCUUUCCUAUGCUCCUUGUCCCAUUUCUCAAAAGCGUUCCAUGGCAAAUCCAUGGAGGAUUGCAGCUGUGGGUUGGGGCGUAACCGUGGUAGGAUGGUUGAUAGCGCCCAUUAUGAACUUGCUCGUGAACAAAUUCGUUUCCUACAUCGGCUUUAACGCGUCGCGGAAGCUCCGGGAACUGGAGAUUCAUACCCUCCCAAAACUGGAGGAUAUGCUGAGAGAACUAGAGGAGCAGAGGAUGCAGAAAGAAGCUGAAGAUGAUAGAUCUGCUGUGAAGAAACUGGAACAACCGUGCGAGGAGCUAAGGUCUGCCUUGUACGAAGCGGAGGACAUCUUGGAUCUCAUCGAUUAUCACCAAAUCAAGAACAAGGUCAAUGAUUGCGAUGACGACAUCAACUGGCUGCACUACCUCCAGGACGCCGUCGGCGCUUGCAUCAAGCUUUGCACCAGCAAAUCUGCCGCGCUGUUCCCAAUUUCUCGCCCACCACCGGAUUCUACGGAUCCCAACUGUAGCAGCAAAUCUGCCGCGCUGCUACCAAUUUCUCGCUCACCACUGGAUACUCCGGCUCCGGAUCCCAACUGUAGCAGCAGCAAAUCUGCAUCUGCCGCGCCGCUACCAAUUUCUCGGCCUCCACCGGAUACUACGGAUCCGUUCCCUCUAGAAGGAGUAGACAUUGUACCCUCGCUGCAACGGGUCCGUUCCUUCUACCAGCUUGCAUGUUUUUACCGGAACUGGUCCUACGAAGUGAUGGGCAUCACAAACUACAAGGGGAGUGAUUCUUUCCUGACUAUUUGUGCCAAAAGGAAGUUGAGGAAAAGAAUAGAAGCGAUAGAAGAAAUUUUGAACGACUGGAAACAUCUUUGCACCGAAUCGCAUCAAUCACAUCUCUCGAACCAGGAAAGAAGCAGUAGAUGGAAUACAAUUUCCAGCAAUUACAGGCAGAGCAUUAAACCUGUUACUAAACCAACGGUAUUCGGUCGAGAUGAGGAGCGUGAGGUCAUUCAUAGGAUUCUCCGUGAGGGACCAGAUGAUCAUGCAGCAAGCUCCAGUAACAGUAAGUGUUAUCGUGUGAUUUGCAUACAUGGCAUUGCAGGAUCUGGCAAGACUACCCUGGCACAAUAUGUUUGUGACUACGAAAAAGAGGAUAAAGACAAAUAUUUCGACCCUAUCAUUCUCAUUCAUGUUUCUGAGACAUUGAGAGCAGACUACAUAUUUCAUGAUAUGCUUGAGGAGAUCACAGAAAACCGGCAUUCCAGUAUUACUGAUCGUAGAGAACUACAAAAUAAGCUGAAGAAGGAAUUAAGAGGCAAACGUUUCUUGUUGGUAUUGGAUGAUGUCAAUGAUAAGAAUGACCAGGAGCAGCGAGAUUUACUUUCUCCACUUGAUGUUGGGAAGAGAGGAAGCAGAAUCCUAGUGACAGCUAGAAGAACAGAUGUAGCUCUACGAGCUAAUAGAUAUAUUCAAAUAUCUGAUUUGGACAAGGAGAUAUACUUUUCAAUGUUCAUGCAUUACGCACUAGAAGGCACAAGCUUUGAUGAUCGAGAUUUUAUACCACUUGGGAGAAAAAUUGCAGAAAAGCUACAAAGGUCACCUAUUGCAGCAGUAAUAGUGGGUGUCCGGCUUAAGCAAAACCCAGAUAUCACUUAUUGGAGAGCAACAUCAAACCUCGACGUGUUGAAUUCUACCACAGGAGCUCUGCUCUGGAGCUAUCAACAGCUUGAUAUGGAUGUCAGGAGAUGCUUUGAAUUCUAUAGCAUAUUUCCUAGAAGAUAUGAGUUGGAACGAGAGAGACUUAUUAGCAUGUGGAUAGCACAGGGUUUGGUGAAGACAACCAAUGCAAGAGAGGAGGAUAUGGAAGAUGUCGGCGAGCUCUACUUUCAUGAACUGCAGGUGUGCUCAUUUCUUCAGCUAAAAAGGAAGGUUAAUUCUGACACUAGUUCUGGGGAGUACUUCACGGCUCAUGAUUCGUUGUAUGACGUAGCAAAGAUGGUUGCUGGCAGCGACCGUGUUGAAAUCAAGAAAGGCAUUGUACAACAUAUUUCGAAAUAUGUUCGCCAUGUUUGUAUAAUGUUCUACGAUGAAGUAUUCCCCGAGCAGAUUUUGGAGCUGGCAAACUUGCGCACACUAAUCAUGUGCUAUUCCAUAAAGGAGAUGAGUAAAAACGACUUUGAGCGUGUGCUGAUGAGGCUAAGGAAAUUGCGGGUGGUGUACUUGGACUUGCAAGAUAUGAGGACGGUCCCAGCAUGUAUUGGUGAACUAAAACAUCUUCGUUAUCUUGGUAUUUCGCCAUCCCUUAAUUACAACGACAUCACUUUGCCAGCCGAAUUUGCCAAGCUUUACCAUCUCCACGAGUUUUCGGUCACACCUUUCGUUAAUUUGCAGUUUUCCUCCCCGGCGAAAAUGGGGAACCUUGUCAAUUUGCGGUAUAUGCACACGUGGAAAGGCUUGGACAUUCCCAACAUAGGGAGACUGAAAUCGCUCCGAAAUCUGUUUCGCUUCACUGUGAGGAAAGAGAAGGGAUAUGAGAUACACCAGCUGGAAUACCUGAACAACCUUCGUGGCAGGAUGUUCAUUGACUGUCUUGAUAAUAUAAGAAGCAAAGAGGAGGCUGUUCGAGCCAGGCUAGCUGACAAGAGGCAUAUAACUGAUCUGACGCUAAGUUGGGGUGGUGACGAACGCUCCGCAUCAAGAACUGCACCUGUAACGGAGAUGAGCAGCGGUCCAGAGCUUCAAAUGCAAGCUGAGGUCCUUGAGGAGCUCCAUCCACCAGCCUGGAUUACAUCCCUUUGCAUCAGGGAAUAUAAUGGUACGACAUACCCAAGUUGGUUGUCAGUAAAAGGGGUCGUGCAGCAGGGAGAAUUCCCGGCCGCAUUGCAAAUCCUUAUGUUCUGGAGUUGUAAAGGCUCGAAUAACCCACCCAUGAUUGGUGAGCGUUUCGGUCUUCUGCAUCACCUCUCAAUCACAGAUUGUAGCUGGAACUCUUUGCCUGCCAACUUGGAUUGCCUGACAAAGCUUGAUAUCCUGACCAUCCAAGAGUGUCCAAAUAUACAGUCACUGCCGACGCUUCCCCAAUCCCUCGUGAACAUUGUAGUUUUUCAAUGUAACCGCUUUCUCACAGAGAGCUGUCGGAUACGUGGGCAUCCAAAUUGGCAAAAGAUCAGGCAUAUACCGUACCAAAGCAUACAUUAAUUUUGGGCUGUCUUUGAGAAUACAAAUGUUCACGCAUGUGUAAGGAAUAUAGGCUGUGUUUAGUUCCACGCUAAAAUUGGAAGUUUGAAGAAAUUGGAACGAUGUGACGGAAAAGUUUAAAGUUUGAAGAAAAAAAUUGGAAUCUAAACAGGGCCGUAGAGUCCUUUACAUUCGCUUCGGAAGAGCCUUCCUUUGGAAGGGAGAUGACCCCUAAAAGUUCAGUGUUGGAACCAGCUUGGUUAAUUGGCAAGGUGUUUGCAAGCUGAAAACUGGUUCCGAAGGUCUAGGAAUCCUAAACCUUGAGAAGUUUGCAAGAGCUUUGCGCCUCCGAUGGCUUUGGCAGGAAUGGAAGUCACCGGAGAAAGCAUGGGUGGGUUCUGGUACGCCGUGCGAUGACACCGAUAAGCUCCUUUUCGCAGCAGCGACAUCCAUAACAAUCGGAAAUGGGGCGACUGUGAGUUUUUGGGAGUCAGCCUGGUGGCAGGAGAGAAGGAUGAAAGAUGUGGCACCGCUAGUCUACGCGGUCUCCAAGAAAAAGAAUAGUACCCUCCAACAUGCCUUGCAAUCAGAUCAAUGGCUGCUCGAUCUGGGAUUUCCAGCGGACGUGGGCUGGACAACAGAGCUGAUUGACCAACUUGUCACGGUUUGGACCGCCAUCCAGACAAUAGAGCUGACAGAACAUGAGGACGACCAAAUAUCUUGGAAGCUCACUAGCCACGGUCAAUAUACGGCAACAUCGGCCUAUAAUGCACAACUACUUGGAACAACGGCCAACAACCUAAUUUGGAAGCCCUGGGCUCUUCGCAAAUGCAAAACCUUCGCCUGGCUGGUCAUUCAGAAUAGAGUCUGGACCUCUGAUAGACUAUCUACCCGCGGAUGGCCAAAUGGAUCCAUAUGUCCCUUAUGUCGUCGGGUCCAGGAGACGGCUCUACACCUCCUCGCAGGCUGCCGCUACACAAAGAGAAUAUGGGCGACCCUAGCGGAAUGGACGGCGUGCAACAAUAUCCACCCCAACCAUUGGUGGCAGGUUUCGUCGGUGUUAGAAUGGUGGGAUCAAACCACAAGUGUAAAAGAGGCACCCAAAAAGGCUCUACGCUCCCUAACGUUCCUAGUCGUCUGGGAGAUCUGGAAUGAAAGAAAUCGCAGAACAUUCCAGCAUAAGGAGCUCCCACCGAGUGGUCUUCUGACAAAAAUCAAGGACGAGGCCAAGAUAUAGGCCUUAGCAGGCGCGCAUCAUCUGAGAAAUUGGCUUGUUCCUUAGUUGACUAGGGCGAAAGGUCCUGAGUUUUUUUCUUUCCCUUUACACUGUACAGUUUUCUCCUUCUAUAUUCAAUGAAAUUGGCGGCU
Oryza sativa Japonica Group (Japanese rice) is the source of this 4622-nucleotide messenger RNA. RefSeq names its product disease resistance protein RGA2. Gene Ontology annotation, biological process: defense response to other organism. Lineage: Eukaryota; Viridiplantae; Streptophyta; Magnoliopsida; Poales; Poaceae. The record is from RefSeq and is a predicted model, not a curated record. Gene Ontology annotation, molecular function: ADP binding; ATP hydrolysis activity.